Molecule: messenger RNA, 2802 nt
Organism: Cladophialophora yegresii CBS 114405
Lineage: Eukaryota; Fungi; Ascomycota; Eurotiomycetes; Chaetothyriales; Herpotrichiellaceae
Product: trehalose 6-phosphate synthase
Exons: 1
Coding region: 1-2802 (933 amino acids)
Biological process (GO): trehalose biosynthetic process
Cellular component (GO): alpha,alpha-trehalose-phosphate synthase complex (UDP-forming); cytosol
Molecular function (GO): catalytic activity
Source: RefSeq, a predicted model, not a curated record
AUGACCAUCUUCGUGGCGUCCCUCUUCCUCCCCUACACCGUCAACUUCGACGCUCCUGGCUCCAGUUCCAGGCCACUGUCUCCGGAACUUGGCCGACCGCAAUCGGCAGUCUCUGAGGCCUCGACCUUGCUCGAGGCGCAGCCCGUCAGCCUCUUCACACCGGGCGCCGGCAUAACUGGGAUUCCUGUGCAGACUCCGGGUCCCAUCCCUCCGACUCCAGGCGGCACCACCGACCAUGAGAAGAUCUUUCGCCCUCAUAUUGACCGCAAGAUCAGCCUCAGGCUUCCAAACGUCAGACCAGGCGCCGGCGCUCCUAUACGAACCAUCUCUCGACACGACCUCCACUCACCUGGCUGGGGGAAGACGUUUGGCUGGAAUCAACCUCCCUCAAGAGCCAAGUCGCCUCCACCCAGCUCGAUCCUGAAACACGCAGCAGGCGGUGUCAAAGAGCUUAAGGAGCUUAAAGAGAAAGCCGUUCAGAUUGCAUACAAUUCUUCCACCAGGCAUCACCGCCGACAGCGGACAAGAACUGUCAGCCAGGAACGGCGCUUUUCGAACGACAACUACGAGAUUGACAGAGCGCCCCUGGGAAAUGGCGGUCUUUACAAUGCAAUUGAUGCCGCAGUAGAUGCCGGUAUUUGCGACGAGAAGACUUGGGUUGGGACCCUCGGUUGUCCAGUCGAUGCCCUGGACGAUCAUAUGAAAGAGAAUAUUGCAGAGAAAUUGGAGAAUGACUAUGAUUGUCUGACCGUCUACGCCAGCGACAGCGAUUUGAAUGGCCAUUACGAGCACUACUGCAAGACCAUCCUCUGGCCGGUGGUCCACUAUCAGAUCCCAGACCACCCAAAGAGCAAGGCGUACGAGGACCACUCGUGGGUAUUUUACGUCAAGGUCAAUGAGGCUUUCGCCGAGCGCAUCGCAAAGAAUUGGAAGAAGGGAGACAAGAUCUGGAUCCACGACUACCACCUGAUGCUGCUGCCUGCCUUACUGCGACAGAAGCUCCCAGAAGCUGAAAUCGGCUUCUUUUUGCAUACGGCGUUCCCUUCGUCCGAGAUCUUCCGAUGCCUUGCGGUGCGGACCGAGCUGCUUCAGGGUAUGCUGGGUGCCAACAUGAUUGGAUUUCAGAACGAUGAGUAUGGCCAUCAUUUCCUACAAACUUGCAGCCGUCUCCUCAACGUCGAAGCCACCAAACAUGGGGUCAUUCUUGAGGACGGCAGGUUCGUCCAUGUGGACACGUGCCCGAUUGGCAUUGAUCCAAAGGCUAUCGAUCAUCAACGCCAGGCGGACGAGGUCAAGGAGUGGGUACAGACCAUCACCGAAAAGUACCGCGGCAAGAGAAUUAUCGUCGCGCGAGACAAAUUGGACACUAUUCGCGGAGUUCGUCAGAAGAUAUUGUCUUACGAGCUCUUCCUCAAUAAGUACCCUGAGUACAGAGAUCAGGUCGUGCUCAUCCAGAUUGCCACGUCGUCUACUGAGGAUCCCGAACUCAGUGCCACUGUGGCCGACAUCGUCACGCGUGUCAACUCUACUCACUCGACCCUGGCUCAUCAACCUCUUGUGUUCUUGAAGCAAGACAUUGACUUUGCUCAGUACAUGGCAUUGCUCACUGUAGCGGAGUGUCUCAUGAUAACUAGUCUGCGCGAAGGCAUGAACUUGACCAGCCAUGAAUGGGUCGAAUGUCAGGAUGGCAAGCUGUCGGAGAACAAGUAUGGUCCCUUAAUUCUUAGUGAGUUCACUGGCUCUGCCACCGUUUUCGGAAACAACGCUAUUUUGGUCAACCCAUGGCAUUAUAGCAACUGUGCCGACGCCAUUAAGCAAGCUCUUGAUAUGUCUCCCGAAGAGCGUCAGAGGCGUUGGAAGGCCAUGUACGAUGUUGUCAUAGAACAGAACGCGGUGCGAUGGUACGAGCAAUACCUCAAUGACCUGGAGCAUGCAUGGAAGGAACACAGGAUCCGUGACUCCACGGCAGUUCCCCGAUUGUCGGUGUCUUCCACAAAAUCGAAGUACCUCAAGGCUAAGAGACGCCUGAUUAUCCUGGAUUACGAAGGUACUCUGGCAUCUUGGGGCUCGCCGACCGACAUCAUAUUGACCACUCCGAAGAGGUCGAUCGACGUUCUAAAUGACCUCAUUGAAGACAAGAAGAACAUGGUCUAUGUGAUGAGCUCAAGAAUGCCGGAAGAAAUGGAAAGACUCUUCAGUCAAGUUAGCGGCCUUGGUUUGAUCGCCGAGAAUGGUGCCUUCGUGAGGGACCCGGAAGCAGAUGAAUGGCAGGAGCUGAUUGACACCACUCAUGUUGAGAAGUGGAAGAAAGGAGUGCGGAGCAUUCUUCAGUACUAUGUGGAGAGGGUGGAGGGAAGUCGAAUCGAAAUGCGGCACGCCUCUAUCAUCUUCGACUACGCUGAUGCAGAGGAUACAUCGGGAGCUUUCAAACAAGCCGGUGAAUGCGCCAAUCACAUCAACGAUGCUUGUCGCGGGCAGAACGUCAAUGCCAUCCCUAUCGAGGAUGGGCUUUGCAUUUCGGAAAUCGAUGUCAACAAGGGAGCAGCCGCUCAGUUGGUCGCCGAGAAUUUGGAAAAGCAAGUCCAGGAAAACGGUACCACGUUUCCAGAUUUCCUCAUGGUCAUUGGAGAUUCGAGGGAGGAUGAAUAUGUCUUCAACUGGGCGCACAAGUUGGAAAAGGCAGGCAAAAUCCGGGAUGUCAUCACCGUGACUUUGGGUGCCAGAAGCACCGAAGCAUCGGCUACGUUGACCCAAGGUGUGACUGGUAAGUUGCAAGCUUAUACGUGUGAGAUCUACAACUAA